AUGAAGCCCACCACGCCCAAUCCUGAUAAGCCUACCAUGCCGGAAAACGAUCUGAACGCCAGGCUCGAAGGAAUCGAACGCGAUGCGCGGCUUACAGAGAAGUUCCGACGUUAUUUCCUCGAUGCCCUGAGAAUAGACUCCCAACCCGACCAAGCCGCUGACGAAAAGCAGGACUCCAGAGAGAUCAAAACGCGUGAAGAUUAUUUCAGAGAGAUGAUCCUCAUCCAUUCUGGCAAGAAGAUACCUAAAGACUUGGACCCGAUUCAGCGCAUAAAGUGUGAGAACAAGAUCCUCAGCGACCCCGCCACUCGCCAUCGCGUCAUUUUCUCUCAGUGGCCACGCCCCGUUAAGGGAUCGUCGGAGACAUACAUCACUGAAGAAAACUCCGUCCUGGGCACGAUGACGCCCAACGGGAUCCAGCACUGGGGCGCGUCUUUGUUCGACUUCUACCGCACCCAACGUAUCCCAGGAUUGUUCAGCCUUUCGACGAUCACCAGCGGAAGCAAGAUGGCUAGGUGGUGCAGGGAGAACGGCGAGGCGGACUUCGAGCCGGCGAGGCAGCUCAUCGAGUGGCAGGACCAGCAGCCGGAUCCGAAGGUCAUUGAGCCAUGCGACAUCCAACAGCUUAUAAUUGACCAAGAAGCAUUCGUCCAUGGGCCAACGUGGGACAAAGCGAGGGAGACCAAGAGAGGGCAUAGUGAGAAAUUGAAGCCUGAAGAUUGGAAGUUGCCAGAGGAGUGGCCGCCUAAGUCUUUAUUCGAUCCAGCUGCAUAUCCGACGCCGUACGGAACUCGAGAGCAUUUCAGCUCCGAGUUCAAAAAAUGGCCGUGGCUAUUCCAAACAAUGCCUCGCCUCCAGCAAUACAUACCCCAGGCACGCCUUCCGAAGAAACUUAUGGUCCAUGACCCAUGGAAGUUGCUUCGAGCCUCCGGUGACGAUAUCGACGAGUCGACGAAAUCCAAACCCUGGUCCGAAAUGGAGGACAUUGUUCAUACGUACAAGUUGAACCUCUCGGAAGAGCACAAAGCUCGUCGCAAGGAGGACGAAGAGGAGGCGGCGAAGCUACAGGCGAAGGAGAAGGAAAUUCGGGAGAAGUUUCUCGCUGACCCGCAUUCGCGGAACGAACUACCAGAUGGAAUCACGGUACCCCGCGACGAUGGACCGGGGCCAGUUCGUCCACACAUCUUCUACGUCUUGCCUCCCAAGCCACCCCUCGCUGCACCCGACGAGGCGCACUUGUACCUCUCGCCGACAGCCGCAAUUGGUGUUGGGAACCAUUCCUUCGUGUACCACGCCGAAUUCGAGGUGCCGCGUUCGUUCCUAGUCGAAGAAAGGCUCUGCAUGGAGUGCGUCGCGGAAGAUUUGACUGAACUCCUCUCCGACGAGGACAACGGGAUCAACGGAAAGAAUGUCGAUCCAAAGUGGGAGCAAAAGAUCGGCAAGGUCGUCAUCAAGAAUGAGAGCAAAGGCCCGCUGUAUUUGAGCAUCGCCAACAGGGAGGAUGACGGUCCCGCCGGAAAGGGCUGUCGCUAUCUGAUCGAAGAGGGGCAACGCGUGCUGAGCUUGGAUUACGAGGGACCGCUGCACGUCUUCUACUCGCGCGUCAAGUACCAGAACCUCGAACGCGGCCAGUAUUGCAAGCACUUCAGGGAGUACGACAAGUAUAUCCACCCCCUGACGACCAUGACGCGCGUGGCGGCCAAGUUGUCGAUACAGUACGAUCAGCACCUCAAGAGGGAGUCCGAGAACUACCAGAGGUUCCCAAAGCACUUCUUCGAGCAUUGGUCUGGCUUCAACGUCAUUCGACCGCUUCAUCAUCCUGUGCCCGUCGGACCACUCGUGCCCCAGUUCUAUGGCUAUUACGUCCCUGACAAUGAUAAAAAGGCAACUCCUGCAGACAAUGAGUAUUUGAGCCCCAUCCUAUUAGUCGAGGAGUGUGGAAGGCCAAUCAAGUCUGAGGAGCUGACUGCAGACGAUAAAUCCGAAUGUAUCUCGCUCAUUUUCCGCCUCCAUGACGCAGGCUGGGUCCAUGGGUCCAUUGCGCAGCGCAACAUCCUCAUCCAGCCCGGUCCGCUCAGCGGUUGGCCUGUCGAACGAGGUCUGAGACCGUCCAUCAGAGGUGGGCUGCGGGAUGAGUGGUCAUUCCGCCUGAUCGACUUUGGGAGAAGUAUGGACUUCGAGGCAGACGAAAACGAGUCUAUGAGGGAUAAGCAGUUUGACGCAGGGUUUCAUGAGCGAAAGCAGGUUAUGGAUUGGUUCAACGAUUUUGAGGGGUUGAGCCUGUAG
Cyclocybe aegerita is the source of this 2286-nucleotide messenger RNA. The record is from the annotation of a GenBank genome assembly. Lineage: Eukaryota; Fungi; Basidiomycota; Agaricomycetes; Agaricales; Hemipholiotaceae.